UGGGAGGCGGCGGCGGCUGCCAUGGCCCGGCAUGCAGCGCGGCCCGCGCCUCACUUCCGGCCGGGGCGCUAGGAUGGCGACUCCCAUGCACCGCCUCAUCGCCCGCAGGCAGGCGGAGGCAAACAAGCAGCAUGUAAGGUGUCAGAAAUGUUUGGAGUUUGGACAUUGGACAUAUGAAUGUAAAGGGAAGAGGAAAUACCUGCACAGACCUUCAAGGACAGCUCAGCUAGCAAAAAUUCUAAAAGAAAAGGAAAAGCAACUAUUGCUGCAGCAAAGCACUGGAGAAAGUGCUGCAGAAAGGAAGACCAAGAAAAAGAGAUCUAAAAGCGUGACCAGUUCCAGCAGCAGCAGCAGUGACAGUUCAGCUAGCGACUCCUCAUCUGACAGUGAAGAUUCCUCUACCUCUUCUUCCGAUGAUGACAGUGACAGUGAUGAGAGCUCCUCUUCUUCCUCAUCCUCUCCAUCCUCCAGUAGCACUUCCUCUUCUUCAGAGGUCGACUCAGAUUCCAGCUCCUCCAGCAGCAGCAGCAGCAGCAGCACAGACAGUAGCUCUGACGAUGAACCACCAAAGAAAAAGAAGAAGAAAUAGUCCAGUGCAGCCUAGAAGUGUUGUGUAGUGAACGGUAACGCUCUGCAGAGAUGGGGUCAGCCCUGCUUGCCAAACAGUUCAUCUGGGCAGCAUUUCUACUGCUCCAACUUUCUACGUGGUUUUGCAUAGUUGUUCACAGGACAUGAAAGGCAUUAAAUGGCACGUUGAGACUUCCUGAGAGACUUAUUUUUGUGGCUGAUCCUUUUAAGGAGAGUUUAACUUUUGUAGUUCAAAAAGAAAAAAAGUGAAAAAAAGAAAAAAAAAAACAAAAAUACUUAUCUUCAGAUCUGUUUAUAUGAGCUAAGGUCCAGUAACCUGGAUGUUUACAUGCUGCAAAGCAAAAGCUUUUCACUGCAGAUCUUGCUGUGUAUCAUAUGUUACUACUCUCUUCCUGCCAGCUUCACUUUCAGUGAGAAACUCUUCUGAAGCAGAAGUUUCAGGCUGUGGAGCACUGUGCUUGUGGGAGUGGAAUGCAGUGUUGCUCACAGAGGGCCUUGAUCUCACUGGUAACAGAUGGAUUCUGUGCUGCUGAGCUUUGUUGUUUUUUCCUGAUGGCUCUUCCUGAUGCUUCCAGGUUGAGUCCUAACUGCACCAUAAAACUUUUAACUGGUGUUAAUUUGUUAAUUAAUGAUCAAUAUCCAACUUGUACUGUCCAGAGGCUUUAGUCUUUUCAACUCACCUGUUUCCUUAGCUCAUGUAUUUGUAGCAUUUUCUGAGACAGUGUCUCCUGCAGCAGUGUUGUGUAAGAGGAGCAGCUUGCAGUGGAAGAAUGAUCCUGCUUACCAGCUUCAUUGUUGUGCCUUUUCUUGGUAAAUUAAAUGUACCCCCAUGAGAGAAGGGCUCAAGUGAGUGCUUUUUCAGCGCUUCACUAGCUUUCCAUAGAGACUAGGGUCAGUAAAACCAGAGAAAUAGUAGUAAUAAGUGUGAAAUAUGAGCACUCUUUUUCAAAGAGAUCAGAAGAAGGCUACUUUCACUGCUUGCUCAGUAAGAAAAAGUCACCUUUGAACAGAGAUCCUAAAGGAGAAUCUUUCCCUUAGGCUGUUUUUGCAGAGAAUGGUUGUGUCAUUGCUGGGUGCUGUUGAGUGUGUGGUGACUGGCAUGAUGGUCUGCAGUCCAGUCAGUCUCAUACCUUUAUGUCAUGGUGGGUGUGUGUGUAUGCCUGUGAAAAUCUGCCACGGGAGAAGCCAGUUAGUGCAGGGCAAACCCCCCUAACAAAGGCAAAAUCCAAACCUACUGCAGAACAAGUACUGCUGGUUGCACCUUCCAAGGUCUUUGUUCUUUUGGUGGGUUGAAGCAGUUGGAGUUAGUGUUUGAAUUUGUGGUGCACUCUUCCCGAGUUUCUUGCUGGUGGGAGUGCCCCCUCUCCCUUUUGAUUCUGGGGAUGGGGGCAUCACAUAUGGAAGAAUUCUUGGUUUAGGUAAAAAUACAGUAAACUAUUUUUUAUACUUUUAUGGGAAAAAGUAGUGUGUAGAACUUCCUUUGGAAUAAACUGUGCUUAUUUAAAUGCUUGGAAAGAUGUUGUGUGGUUUCAGUCUGUAACCAUUACUGUGUUUUACAGGACACUCUUGCAGACCCUAAAUAAAAGCAGCGGAAAAUUGGUUUGAA
Molecule: messenger RNA, 2194 nt
Organism: Pogoniulus pusillus (Red-fronted tinkerbird)
Lineage: Eukaryota; Metazoa; Chordata; Aves; Piciformes; Lybiidae
Gene: ZCCHC10
Product: zinc finger CCHC-type containing 10
Exons: 4
Coding region: 32-589 (185 amino acids)
Molecular function (GO): nucleic acid binding; zinc ion binding
Source: RefSeq, a predicted model, not a curated record